CGAAAAUACCAAUCCAGAGACGAAAACCGCACUCUCACUCCCUCUCUAGCUCGCUCUCCGGCGGUUCCAUCGAAUUGUUCCAGCAUUCCUUCCCGUCUUCAGUCAAUGGCGGAGAAUCCGAUCCUUCUCUCCGACGAAGACGCCGACGAUCCAGGCACUCCGAUUCCACCCCUCUCCAAGAGGCUCCGUGCCGCUCGAGCGGAGCUCGGCCUCGACCCGGCCCCUACCAUCUUCCUCAUCGAUGACGAUCCCUCUCCGUUCAAGCCGUCGCCGAAUUCCUCAUUCGCUCCCUCUGUCGUCCCGGAAACUCCGAUGUCUGAUGUUGCCGCCGCUGGGAGACGCACGGUGGACCUUUCGACUCCCGAAAUUAGGGUUCCUGAUUUUGGCCUCAUCGGCGAUGAUCCCUCUCCGUUCAAUACGAAACAGAAUUCCUCAUCUGCUGCCACUGUUGUACCGGAAACCCCGAUGUCUGAUGUCGCCGCCGCUGGCAGAUGCACGGUGGACCUUUCGACUCCCGAAGUUAGGGUUUCUGAUUUCGGCCGUAAGAUUUCUGGAAAUGGCGGAGUGACGCGCUUGGAGCCGGAACGUUUCGAGUCGGGAGAUUGCUCUGGAAGUGGAAAUCGGUGGGAGAAUGAGACCGUGGAUAUUGACGAUGAGGGCAAUGAUGAUGAGGCCGUAUGGAGGUCUAGGUUCUCUGAAUCAGUUGAUUCACUUGGUGGUGCUAAUCUCAGUCAAAUGUCGUCUGGAGUAAACUCUUCACACUCAAUGUUGUUAGAAGAUGAUCAGUUACACGACAACCCUGACAAAGAGAAUCUGGAGAUGGAGCAGAUGGAUGGUAUUGUAAAACAGAAAAGGAGAUCCAAGAGCAAGUCAGAAGAGAAAAAUAGUAAUACAGAUGAAGCAAUUGAAAAGAAGAGGAAAGCGAAAGAAGAAAGGGCUCGUUUGAUGGAAGAAAAGAAGCAAAAAAGAGAAGCAAGUUUCCUUGCUCUGUUUACUAGUUGUUGUGAAUCUGAAGAGAAGCUGCAAAAGGCAGCUCUGAAAGCUGAAGCAGCAGAGUUGAAAAAGCUCGAGAGAGAGAAACAGAAAUGGGAGAAAGGGAAGUUGGCCCUAAAAUCAAUUGUUGCUCAGUUGGAUGCCAAAGUAGUGGAGCAGGCCUCAGUUGGAGGACAUCUUCUGUCCAGGUUUGCUGAGAAAGGGCUUACAUACCAUAUAACAUCACAUCCAAUUGAAAGAUCAAUUAUGUGGUCAAUGAGUGUGCCAGAACAUCUUGCGCAGCUAUCGAUCCAAGAACAAGAUGUACGAUAUAUUUUAUUCAUCUAUGAAGCUGAGGAAUUUUGCAAUCUUGUAACCAGCGAAUCACUUAUUAAACAUGUCUGCAAAGUUCGAAGUCAGUAUCCAUCUUACACAGUUUGCUACCUGACGAAUAAGUUGAUGGCUUAUAUUAAUAAAAGGGAAAAGGAGCUGUACAAGAACCCAGAAAGUGGUAGCUCUUGGGUUCGUCCACCUAUUGAAGAGAUGCUGGCAAAAUUAACCACCCACUUUGAUAAGGUAUAUUACAGGCACUGUAGAGAUGAAGCUGAAGUUGCAGAACAUGUCGUUGGUUUGACAAGUAGUUUAGCUUCUUGCCAAUACAGAAAAAAGUUAACACGUCUCUCAGUUAAUGCCAAUGGGUCUGCUGUCCCAAAGGAUUUUAUUGACAAGAAUCUGAUAAAAAAGAGUCCAUGGCUAAAAGCUCUGGUUGCAAUUCCCAAGGUGCAGCCUCGUUUUGCUGUUGCUAUAUGGAAGAAGUAUCCUACAAUGAGGUCAUUGUUGAGCAUAUAUAUGGACCCCACCAAAACGGUUCAUGAAAAGGAGUUCCUGCUUGCGAACCUGACCGUAGAAGGGGUGACGGGAGCUGACAGAAGAGUUGGUGAAAUAUGCUCGAAACGAGUCUACAGAAUAAUGAUGGCGGAAAGUGGAAGCAUCAAAACUGACGAUGUUGAAGAUGGUGCUGAUUACUUUCAGCGCUAA
Molecule: messenger RNA, 2010 nt
Organism: Linum tenue
Lineage: Eukaryota; Viridiplantae; Streptophyta; Magnoliopsida; Malpighiales; Linaceae
Source: the annotation of a GenBank genome assembly